GAGGGCGAGGGCUACGUCCACUACAAGGCGAUGAUGAUCAGUGUCGCGCUGCACGUCAUCCUCCUCAUGUUCGAGAUGCUCGUCUGCAACAAGCUGGAGAACGUGCACGACGCGCGGCAGCCGCUCUGGACCCUCGUCUUCAUCCCGCUCGUCUUCGUCAGCAUCAUCGCCAUCGCCGUCUGCAUCUGGGGCUUCCGGCACGACCGGGCGUUCGAGAUGGAGCUGUUCAGUUCCGUAAACAUAUUGCAGUUCAUCUUCAUUCCUCUGCGAUUGGACGAGAUCAUCGGAUGGAGUUGGGUGGUGAUAUUGAUUCCGACGUGGAUCGUGCUGUCGGUGGCUCUCAUCGGCGUGCUGUACGCCGUCAUCCUCGCCAUCGUGCUGCUCAAGUCACCCGACAUCAUCCCCGAGCAGCGGCGCGGCAACGUCUACUCAGCCGUCACCUACACGAUGCUCGUCAUUCCGCUCCUUGUCUGGCUGGUGAGUGUUCUUUAUGUUCAUACGGAUGGCUGGUGAGUGUUCUGUAUGUUCUUACGGAUG
Molecule: messenger RNA, 537 nt
Organism: Priapulus caudatus
Lineage: Eukaryota; Metazoa; Priapulida; Priapulimorpha; Priapulimorphida; Priapulidae
Product: transmembrane protein 185B-like
Exons: 3
Coding region: 31-513 (160 amino acids)
Source: RefSeq, a predicted model, not a curated record